Messenger RNA from Bacidia gigantensis, 627 nucleotides. RefSeq lists its product as uncharacterized. The record is from RefSeq and is a predicted model, not a curated record. The coding region runs from base 1 to 627 and encodes 208 amino acids. The transcript is spliced from 3 exons. Lineage: Eukaryota; Fungi; Ascomycota; Lecanoromycetes; Lecanorales; Ramalinaceae.
AUGUCAUCACAGCCACCCUCACCUCGCACCAUCGUACCUCUCCUCAUCCUCCUCUUCAUCCUGGGGUUCUUCUUCAUCCCUGCCCUCGCAUCCCCGCUCGCGAACCCGAACUUCAUCGCCUCAAAUGGUGAGGAGAUUGUGACAACGGAGAAUAGCUUUAUACAGCCGCCGCAACCAGCAGGGGCCAAUGUUCUAGAGGGGAAUGAUGUCGUGGAGGAGGGUCAGCCAAUCGGUUCGUUACAUACCCACGACGAUCACUAUCCCCCCGAAGCUCUCGUUCGUCUCAAGAACAAUUAUCUCGAUGCUCGAGAAGGACAAGAGUACGACCUCACAUGCAUCAAAGCUCACUACUGCGCAAUUCUCUUACAAAAUGCAUCACCAGCCACUAUCCAUGAGCUGGCCAAUUUGGCGACUCAUCAGAAAGGCAAAGCACUCAAUCUGGUGCUGGACUACACGGAGCGUGACAUAAAGGACGCAGGUGCUCCAUUUACCCAUACAAACGACAGAAUGCGGGAUGACAUUCCUCUGUCUGAGUUGCAGACGACGACCUUGGAAGAGCAGACGACCAGGGAGAGACGUUGCCACCGAGCCAUUCGAAGCGACGCAGAAGAAUUGGUAUCAGGAUGA